This is a messenger RNA of Aphanomyces astaci, 234 nucleotides long. RefSeq lists its product as hypothetical. The transcript has a single exon. The record is from RefSeq and is a predicted model, not a curated record. Bases 1 to 234 code for a protein of 77 amino acids. Lineage: Eukaryota; Oomycota; Saprolegniomycetes; Saprolegniales; Verrucalvaceae.
AUGUACCACGAAGGUGGUAGAGAGGUGACUGAAGACCUCGAGGCGCAGAUCGCGUUUGGCCAUGUCCGAUUUCAUGUGGAGCGCCUGGACGAAGCGAGCUGCGUGGAUGGCCAACACCAAGUUUUGGUGAAGUGGCUUGGACUUGACGAUGAAGAAUUGUCCUGGGAACCUGCGGCGAAUUUGCUCGACGACAUUCCAGUCGUAUUUCGCAAGUGGGUGGCGUCGAACAAGUAA